Pelodiscus sinensis (Chinese soft-shelled turtle) is the source of this 4540-nucleotide messenger RNA. The record is from RefSeq and is a predicted model, not a curated record. Lineage: Eukaryota; Metazoa; Chordata; Testudines; Trionychidae.
CCCGCUCGCAGCCCCCGGAGUGCACGGUACAGCAGCCCAGGGGUGUCUCUGUGUUCCGUUGGAGACCACCCCUGGGAUGCAAAAGGGUUUCAAGCCACCUUAACCCCCCCUGCUCCCUCUCAGCCCCCCACAGAGGCUUUCAGGAAGCAGGAGGCCUUUCCUGAAACGGGACCAGGCAGGACCAGAAAGGGUUAAUCGCUGCGCUUGCUUAUCCAAACCCUUGGCCGGCACACAAGGCCUUUGGGUUGCUCCUUGCGGCGAGGUUAACCCAGCCUCCCUGUCCUCCGCAGAGUCCAAACACCGAUAACAGCUCCCAGGCAAGAUCUGAAAUCUCUCUCUCCCUUCCUUUUCACCUAGUUUCCCUGCGGCCGCAGGGAGGCCGGGGCCCUGGACGGGACCGGGAACCCCAGUGCUGUGAAAACACCAGUACAUCGGAGGAAGUGGGUUAUACCCACAACAGCACGUGAUUCUGGUCCGUUUGGUUCCUUCUGAAAGUGUCACGGGGCUCUUCGAAGUUUGUAAAGCGAGGGACUAACCCAGCCAGCUCUCCCUAAAAAUAGGGGCAGCUCGUGUCUCCACGUGUAGGGCCUGACCGAGGCGGGGCUGGAAGGGGGGCUGGGGAGGAGACGUCCCGCCACGGAGAAGGUUUAAACCGGGAAGGUUUCUAACAGGAGCAGGCUGGGAGAUGGGGUAUUUGCCGCAAGAAUGUUUGGUUUCUGAUGGACAUUUUUUUAAGAGGCCCAAACGCCUGGGGUGGGGGAGAUUCUAAACGUCAACCGCGGGGCAGACGCUGACACGUUCCGAGGUGAUGCGGCGGCCUCCCCAGGAGAACUUCCGUCUCACUGGAAACCUGCCUCUUGGUAGGAAGGAGAAUGGGGAAUUUUCACCGCGCCCAGCGUAUUCUGCCUACAUAUUGAUGGCUCCGGAGAGGCCAGCUGGGGAGCCAGGCCUGCAGGGCAGAAGUUGCAGGUGCCUGAGUCAUUUUCCUGCCCUGCCCUAAUCCCCCAAGGAUGCAGCGUGCGGGACGUCCCCCAAAGAAACUGGUCUGUCCAGGAUGGAGGUGUUCCUUGGACCUGCUGGGAUGAAGAUCUUGAAUUCAAGGAUCAUCCGUGUCACUCUCUGGCUUUGCAUGAAGCCGCCCUGGGGUUUCCUCUCUGCAAACUUUCCUGGGUGUGCGCCUGCCUCUCUCGCCCCCCAGCUGGGAUUUACCGAGGGUGGGCACAUGGGGACUCCUAUCCCCUUGGGAUUCAGAUGUGCAGGGCGCCUCUAAUAUCUGGGCUCCCACAGGGAGUGGUCACUCAGCGCCUUUCUGCCCCAGAUCCCGGCCAAUGGGCCCACUAAACUUUUCCAUGGGUGGAUUUUUUCUUUGAAGUGUGGAAUAAAUUUUGUUAUGUACACCAAGGCGUGUGUGAAUGUGCACCACCCAGAGAAACACAAACCUAGCAGUGAGCCCCCUGCUAGUCAGCUGGGCAGCACUGGAAUGUCUCCUGAGCAGCUACACAAAUGCCCAGCUUACUGGGAACACUGACCCCGGCCCGGCAAGGUUGGGGGCACAGGAGUUUCCCUAGGCUACCCACCACCUCCUGAUGCUCUGCGUGCGUGUCCCUCAGAGCCUGAAUCCGCACGGCGGGGCGCCCGACAGCAUCCCGGACAGCUGUGCAGAGGGAGAGGGAAGCUCUCUGCUCCCUUCCCCGGUGACAGCGCCCUGCGGCCUUCCUCAGCGGGGCUGUAAAUUCCUUUCCCUGCUGCAUCCAGCUCUUCUCUCCUCUCCCCCAUUCUGCGAUCCCUUACCAGGAAGCACCUGACACUUACUGCUCGGAACAGUUUCCUUGGCAGGUCCCUUCGCUGAUUACACUCUCUCCACGCCGGUGGAUGUGCCAAUGCAUUGCUCAUAGCCUGCCACCACGCCCCGGGCCCCGGGCUGGAAAGCCUCUUUAAAAACUUCCUCCUGAUGACUUCCAAGUACGGGCCCUCGGCGACCAGCACUGAAAGGGUGCCUGGCACCGGACGCCGGUUCCUUUCAGCCAAGCCUGGAUGACCUUGGUCUCCCAUCAAAUAAAUCAACAGACCUCGGGGAACACUAAGUCACCUCCUCCCUUAUCGGCGAGCUGCUGGCGGAGCUGCUCCUGAAGAAAACCACAGCUCAGAGCUGCCAAGGUGGACAGAGCAGUCACUCCAUCCCAGAGUGGUCCUGGAUCACCAGGCAGCCUCCCGGGGCACUGUAGUUCCAACUGGCAGCAAACUUUUCUCCUGUUUGAUCAGCGGCGUUUGAUUGAGUUAUCGAGCUGCUUCUGAAAUUCACCAUCAAAGGAGAUUUUAGGAAUCUCAUUUUGACAAAGCUCAGGUCAGGAUUUGAACCUGCUGCUGCCUUUUAAGCAUCGUGCCGGCUUAAAACCCACCUGCUGUUCGAUGCCAUCGCCUCUCGACUUGCCGGGCGCAGGAUGGGACAAGGUGAGAGCCUGGUUCUGAACAGACCAGACAGGCACCUUUUUGGGUUUUGAUCCACCUGCCGUCUUUCAAUUUCUACCCACCCCUUGGAAAACCUGGAGGUUCUCGGACAUUUCUGGGUGUAACCUAUUUUGAUUUUUUCCCCUCCCGGAAAGCACCCAGCCCAGAUUUUGUUGGUGGGUUUGUUUGCUUCGAAAAUAUUUGUCCCCUCUCCAGCUUGACACGAGAAACAGAGCGUGUGCGCCCCGGGUCCAACCUGCGCGUGUCUGUCUCUGAAACCCUUUGAUUCCAGGCGCGAUUUGCUGUUUUGGUUGGUUGCAAGCGCUAUUAUCUGUUCCCCUCUCCCGUGGUGAAAUCCACGUGGCUCGUCGGAGGGGGUUUUCGGCAGCCUUGUGUCCCCCCGUCGGGUGUUUAUUUCUGCCCUGUCUUUCGACCGGGGCGCGAGGCACUUUCCAAAGCUCUGCUCUGCGAGCGGAGCUGGCAGCUGGUUCUGGUGGGCCAGACGGGGGGAGCCCAGGGUCCGGUGACGUCCCAGGCGGGCAGCAUGGAGGUGUUCGUGCCGCAGAUGCUCACCUUCAGCCUCUGGGACUACGGCGUGUUCGGCCUCAUGCUGCUGAUCUCCACGAGCAUCGGGCUCUUCUACGCCCUCGCCAAAGGCGGGCAGAAGACCAGCGAGGACUUCUUCACCGGGGGGCGGCAGAUGUCGGCCGUGCCCGUAGGGCUCUCGCUCUCGGCCAGCUUCAUGUCGGCCAUCCAGGUGCUGGGCGUGCCCGCCGAGGCCUAUCGCUACGGCCUCAAGUUCCUGUGGAUGUGCCUGGGCCAGCUGCUCAACACCCUGCUGACGGCCUACCUCUUCCUGCCCGUCUUCUACCGCCUGGGGCUGACCAGCACCUACGAGCCCGGGCACUGGGCGGUCACUGCGGCUGAGAUCGCCGCCAACCACUCCAGGGUCAACCUGGCCGACUUCGACCCGGACCCCCGGAGUCGUUACACCUUCUGGACUUUCACCUUUGGGGGCACCUUGGUGUGGCUCUCCAUGUACGGCGUGAACCAGGCCCAGGUCCAGCGCUACGUGGCUUGCAAGACGGAGCGUGAGGCAAAGCUGGCGCUGCUGGUCAACCAAGUGGGCCUCUUCUUCAUCGUCUCCAGCGCAGUGGGCUGCGGCAUCGUCAUGUUUGCGCUCUACAAGGACUGCGACCCGCUCCUGGCCGGAUACAUCUCCGCCCCCGACCAGUACAUGCCCUACCUGGUCCUGGACAUCUUUGAGAAGUACCCGGGCGUACCCGGCCUCUUCCUGGCCUGUGCCUACAGCGGAACCCUCAGGCCUCUAGUCGAUCCCACGCCCCACCUGCCCUCCCUGUCAGUGCGGAAACUCACCCUCAUCUCCAAGGGGCUCUCGUUGAUCUACGGCACCUCGUGCAUCACCGUGGCGGCCCUGUCGUCUCUGCUGGGGGGUGGGGUGCUGCAGGGUUCCUUCACCGUCAUGGGCGUGAUCAGUGGGCCUCUGCUCGGAGCCUUCAUCCUUGGGACUUGCAUGAACAUGGCCCUUCUCCCCCGAAAGCCCUGCUUGGUCAGAAACGCUGGCUUUCAUCACAUCUCUGCCCCCCUGGAAAGGCCGGCUGUUGCUGACGACUUCUAUGCCAUGUCCUACCUCUACUACGGGGCUCUGGGAACGCUGUCCACCGUGGUGGUGGGGGUGCUAAUCAGUUGCCUGACAGGUCCUACCAAGAGGAGCCAGAUGCCCCGGGGGGUGCUCUGGUGGGACAUUAUGAAGCAGCCGCCCGCGUCGUCCCCAGAGGGCGGGAAGAGCCCCUAUGAGGACAGUCUGACCAAGCCAGGCCCGGCCUGGCGUUUUGAGGGAGCGUCUGGGGUUACCAGCGAGUCUCCGGGCACCCUGGGGCAGCGUGUCGGGCUGGCGGCCUGGCUUCGCCCUGCGCCCGAGGAAAGCUGCCUCUUGCAGAACUCCCCGGUGCCCGAAAUGCUUUCUCGCCCCACACAGAGCGUCCCUGCUCCCCGCGUAUCUUAUCCGCCUGCCACCUAUCUUAUCGGGGGCACACAACGCCCGCAGACGGCAAACACCUUCCUCCAAUAA